GUCCUGGAACAGUUGGCCUAUGGUUCUCGGCCAAUAGCAGGAGUGCUAACAGGGUGUGUCAAUAUUGUGGGUGAAAGGGGGAUCAGGAGAGGAAAGGACAGGUAAAGAAGGUAGAAAUGAAGACUUAGAAGAUUACUAGAGCAGGGUGUGGUGGCACACACCCGGAAUCACAGCAUUUGGGAGUGGGAGGCAGGGUCAUCAAGACGGCAAGGUCAAUGUGGACUACAUGAGGCCCACUGGAAAAGAGGUUUGCUGAGAGCCAGAAGACAGCAGGGUUGAAAUCCCGUGGGCUCGGGAGCCUGAGGAAGUAAAGGACAUGUCUCUGAUCUUCAGCAGCCGUCUAUGCAAUGAAAAUCCCUGGUCCUCAGGUCGCUUUGUCUGUUAAACCGAAUAGUGUAUUCAUCAACCUCGUAGCACCCCACUCUGUCUGUUUCACUCAACCUCCCCGAGAAGGGUCCUGGCGACCGGGCAAGGUGUCACCUCAAAUGUCCACGUGGUAUGGUGUCUCGGCGACUGGGAGCAGGUCUCGCCUUGGACAGGGUCCCCGCGCUCCCCUGCCUCCGCCCCCGCGCACCUGGCAAUCGGGUCCCCGGGCGCCCCGUCCUCACCGCGAGCCUCAGCGCCUUGCAUCGCGCGCGGUGCGGUUCUCUGCGACCUCUGAUGCACGCUGCCCUGCCUGCCUGACCCCAGUCUCUUUCCCAGGCUCCGCUGGGUCUCCGGCAGUCCCUCUCUCUCCUGCUGUCCGUCUGGUGACCCAAGGAGGCGCGAUGAGCGGCGCCUGCUCGAGCUACGUGAGCGCGGAGCAGGAGAUGGUGCGCGGCUUCAGCUGCCCAUUGCCCGGGGGCGAGGCGGCUGCCGUCUUCUGCUGUGGCUUCCGCGACCACAAGUACUGCUGCGACGACCCGCACAGCUUCUUCCCCUACGAGCACAGCUACAUGUGGUGGCUCAGCAUCGGAGCCCUCGUGGGCCUCUCCGCAGCAGCAGUGGUCCUGCUGGCCUUCAUUGUCACUGCUUGUGUGCUCUGCUACCUGUUCAUCAGUUCAAAGCCCCACGCAAAGCUGGACCCAGGCUUAAGCUUACAGAUGGCAGGCUCCAAGGAGAUGUCACCUGACCAUCAGCGUUUGAACACAGCAAUCACGAUGGAGAUGCUGGAGGCAAACUCUCCCAGACAGAGUAAUUCCUUGGAAAGCAGUGAAGGCCCCAGAUGUCUCCUCCAGCACCACUUCAUGGCCAUGAUGACCGCUAGCAAUAUUCCAGGCAGCCCUGAAGAGGCCUCUUUCCCCACCCCUGACCCACGUGGGCCAGUUCCUUAAACGUCCAAUAAAAGUCUGCAUCAUC
Messenger RNA from Mesocricetus auratus (golden hamster), 1338 nucleotides. RefSeq names its product shisa like 2A (gene Shisal2a). Lineage: Eukaryota; Metazoa; Chordata; Mammalia; Rodentia; Cricetidae. The record is from RefSeq and is a predicted model, not a curated record.